AAAAAUGAUUUUAUAAUUAAUAAAAUAAACAAAAUAUGAGAAUACAUUAUUUGGAUAACAAGAAAACAUUUAUUUGUAUUAAAUAUAUUUUAAUUUAAAUAAUUUUAAUUCAUCUAAUGAAAACAUUUCGUUGUUUAGUGAAGUUAGUGUUUCUAUGGAAACAGACCAUAGAAUGAAGCACGUAUCAUUUUGUUGCUCUUUUUUUCUAUUAAACAUUUCUUUAUUUAUUUUUAUUUUAUAACUGCAAGUACCUGAUAUUUAGGGGCUCACCCAUUAGCUCUUUGACUUUCAUUGUACUUUUGACCUAGCAUUUACUGAUAACAAGCAUAUCACACAUCCUUACUUGGUUGCUAUGUUCACCAGUGCAGAGUUUGGGCCUUGUUGCCAUGGCAACUCAGAGCUUCAUGCCAGACAUGCAGGCCCUCAACCCAGGCAGGAUACAACAGAACUCACCUGCUUCUCAACCACAGUCAACACAGGGUGCAACUAGUAUAGUAGAAUCUAGUCAACAAUCUCAACAGAGUCCAAUUUCUCGAACUCAGUCUCAAGUAUCAACUAGCCAGUCUGCUUCUGUUCAGACAGUAGUUUCAGUAACCCAGAGCCAGCAACAAUUACAAGCUUCUCAAGGAUCUUCAACUCCUGCUACAGUUGCAGUAACUCAAGUUUCAGUACCUGUUGUUCAUUCUCCUUCUCAACAGCAGCAGUCACAGAGUCAGCAACAAAGUGGUACUGUAGUUUCAACACCAGGAACACCUCAGUUUAUUACAGUUGCAGUUUCAGAAGAAAAUCAGAAUCAGGGUACUGUCACACUUCAAUCAGCACAGCCUGUUCAUCCUGCAUAUGUACAGUAUGUUGAUGGAAGUGGAGAUGCAGCACUAUAUUCUGCUGCUAAUGGUCAAAUGACAGCAUAUUCUGUAUAUAAUGUCACUGAUUCAUCUACAAUGUAUACUCCUGCAACUGCAUCUUAUUAUAACACUGGUAGUGGAACUCCAUCUACUUACUCUCAGGUGAGCAGUAAUGUUAACCAAGGUUCUGUGGGUGUUGGAAUUCAAGGUCAGAUUCUUGCUCAUCAGGGAGGUGGAACAUACCUAGUACAAGGCAGCAGUUUAGAUGGAGAGGGGCAUUCUUUGAUACAUACAACCCGUGCAUCUCCAGCAACAGAAAGUGGGGGUUAUAAAGUACAGAAUGAAAUGAUGGAUGGAGAAACUCAUCACAACCUAGCUACUGCCUCUGCCACUGCUACCCAUACUACUCGUAUUUCUCCUGUAACAGAGGAUCCACGAAAGGUCACCGACAUCAUAUCCCACUACUCUAAUGAUCAGUGUGUGAUCCAGACCUUGCACAGCUCCCAUGACAAUACUCAGCUGCAGCUCCCACCCCAACAGCCUCAGCCUCAGCCACAACCUGAUCACUCCCCAUCAUCCCAUCAUUCUCAACAUCAAAAUGUGCGAGACAUGGACAUUAUUCAUGUUCAAUGGUUAAUAGAUAAUUAUGAAACUGCAGAAGGUGUUAGUUUACCUAGAAGUACACUCUAUAAUCAUUACUUAAGGCAUUGUGCAGAACAUAAAUUAGAACCAGUAAAUGCAGCAUCAUUUGGUAAAUUAAUAAGAUCUGUAUUUCUUGGUUUAAGAACGAGAAGAUUAGGUACCAGAGGUAAUUCAAAGUACCAUUACUAUGGGAUACGUGUAAAACCAAAUUCUCCACUUAAUCAAAUAACAGAUGAUGUAACAACAGCUCUUAGACAACAGCCUUUAGGACAAACAAAAAGGUUAAAACCCAACAAUUCCACAAAAUCUGAUAAUUCAGAUGGAAAUAGUACAUCUAGUAGCUCUGUUACAUCACAGACUGCAGAAGGCCUUCAUAAUCAGCAGCCUCAACAACAACAUCAGCAAUUUCUUGGUGAUGCUUCAGCUGCAAUUCCGAAUUUUAUUGAUAUUGAUUUUGAAACAUCAGCCUUAUCUGAUGGUAUAAAUCAGGAUGAUUUACUUGAAUUUCGCAAUUUGUACAGAGAACAUUGUGAAGCAUUUUUAGAUGCUGUAGUAAAUCUUCAGUUUUGUAUGGUAGAAACCUUAUGGCAGACGUUUUGGAGAACACAAAAUAGCCAUGGCCAAAAUGAAUAUGAAAAAUUACUCAGCAAGUCAAAAUUAUACCUUCUGUGCAAGUGUGAACCAGUUCAACAAUUCGUUCGUCGAGCUGAUUAUCAGUUUUACCAAAAUCUAGUCGAUGUGCUCAUUCCGGAUGUUUUAAGACCCAUUCCAAGUUCUCUUACUCAGGCAAUUCGUAAUUUUGCCAAAAGUUUAGAAGGAUGGCUAGCAUCAUCUAUGAUUGGUUGUCCAGAAGAAAUGAUCAGAGUAAAGUUAAGUGCUGUAAGUGCCUUUGCCCAGACAUUACGCCGGUAUACUUCUUUGAAUCAUUUAGCUCAAGCGGCAAGAGCAGUAUUACAAAACACAUCACAGAUUAAUCAAAUGUUGUCAGAUUUAAAUAGAGUAGAUUUCCAUAAUGUACAGGAACAGGCUUCUUGGGUGUGCCAGUGUGAAGAUAAUAUGGUUCAAAGGCUGGAACAAGAUUUUAAAUUGACAUUACAACAACAAAAUUCACUUGAACAAUGGGCAGCGUGGCUGGAAGGUGUUGUUGCUGUAGUGUUACAGCCAUAUGAAGGCAAACCUGACUUUCCUAAAGCUGCAAGGCAGUUUUUGUUAAAAUGGUCUUUUUAUAGUUCAAUGGUUAUUCGUGAUCUAACAUUAAGAAGUGCUGCCAGUUUUGGAUCUUUUCAUCUAAUUAGAUUACUUUAUGAUGAAUACAUGUUUUAUUUGAUAGAACAUUGUGUGGCUAAAGCAAUUGGUGAAACUCCUAUUGCUGUUAUGGGAGAGUUUAUAGGGCUUGGAACAAAACUAAGGUGUGGAAAAGAUACCCCUCUUUCAAUUCAGAAGAAUUUAGUCACUCCUUCAUCAACACAUAGUACAAAAAUUAUUGUUGAAAAUGGUUCUUCAAUGGAUUCAAACUGCAGCAAUGUGCCUCAUAGUUCCUCUUUUAUUGGCAGCUGUUCCAAUAUAACAAUAACUAAUGGAAUCAAGGACACUGUUACAAAACUGAAUGCAGCGUUACAGCCAGGUCUCAUUGGUCAACCACAAGUAACAAUUGCCAGUAAUAUGUUAGAAGCUGUAGAAGGAGAAGGUGUUUUACAAAGUGCAAAAAAGCUGAAAGUUACUUAAUGUAUUGUUUCAAAUUAGAAACUUAAAACGGCAGCAUUUCACCAGUGCUGCUUCCUUUUUUAUCAAAUGUAAUUUGUUUGAAAACUCAAGAACAAAUGGAUGUAUAUAUACGUACAAGCAUGCAACUGCAGUUGCUGUCAUCACUCAUGGAUAUAAAUUAUUUCAAGAUAAAUUAUUGCCAGAAAAUGGCCCUUGACCAACUGCAGUAAUCUGCAGCUUAAAUUUUUCCUUGCCAAGAAAAGCCAAGCUAUUAUUGGCUUUUAAUGAUGUGGUGUCUUAAAAAUUGUACACAUUUGUAAUAUUUUUUAAGCCUGAACUCUGUGUGGCUCUUUAGACAGCUUAUUUGAAAAAAAAGUAAUUUAGCUGUAAUUUCUAAAAGAAUUGAUAUAGAAUAUACACAGAAUUUUCACUUAAAUUGCACAAACUGCCUUGGAUGAUUAGAGAAUAAUACACCCAAAAGCACUUAUUCCAUGGCAGUGCUCUUCUAGAACAUAUCAAAGAUAUUAAAGAGCAUUGUGAUAGUUGAUCACAAAAGCACACAAAAUGGGUGAACUAUAAUAUAGUAUAGUUGAAAGAUAAAUAGGAGUUUAAUCUCCUGUGUGUAAUUUACAGAAUGAAUGAGAUAGAGCAGUUAAAAAGCUAGCUCUGUUUGUGUGCAAAGCAGAAUGUAUAAAAAAUCAGUUUAGAGUUAUAUAAUUUUAUGAAAAAUAACUUAUUUACUAUUGCCAAAGAAGUCACAAUGAAUUUGUAGUUUCACUGUAAUGUUCCUCAGAACAGAAAUGGUACUUAUUUAGUAUAACAGUGGAAAAUUUUACUCCAGUAUUAAGUUGUGACAUAGUCAUUACUGUGAUGAAUUUUGUGGUAUGUUUUGUCAUAUGCACCACAUGUGAUUGUACAUCUUGUGUUAGUGUUUUUUUUGUGCAUGAUUUGUUGUAUAAAAAUGUUGCUGUUGGAAAUUAAUAGUGCAUUUCAUAUUUGCAAGGGCUUUCAUUUUCCCCCACAAUGUUCCUUGAAGCACACAGUCAGUCUUGUUCAUAUUAUGUUGUUUAAAAAUGUGUGCAUGUGUGUGUAUGUGUGUGACUUCUCAUUCAUCAUGGAAGCCAGAACUGUUUAAAUAUAUAUAUAUAUUAUAUAUUAUAUAUAUACAUACAUACACAUAUAUAAGAGAAGCUGAGCCUUUCCAUUUAAAUCAGACAAGAAACAUUGGUACAUGUACUAUUUUUCAGUCUAUGACAAAAGUGACUUUCAUCCCAUUCUUGUUCAAGUGCCGAUCCCUUUGCUCAACAGGAGUCCAUCCAGUUUUGGUGUCUUAGCAACAUGCACUGCUGAUGCAGUGUUGACAGUCACAUACUGUAAUUCAUGUAAGGGAACGAUACAGUUAUAACCAUCGGCAAUUUUAGUGUGCAUUCAUUAAAAAAUCACUGAAUUCAUAAACAAAAGGUUCAUACAUUAAAAAAAAAUAUAUAUGAAAUAAAAUAAAAUUUUGAAAUAAUUGCCAUUUCUUAAUGUGCCUGCAAUUCUCACUGAUGGUUUACAACUGUAAUGUUUCCAUAGCACUUAUGCUUCCCUUUGCUUCUUUCAAGAGAGGCAUAUUUUGUAUCAGCCACUUCCAAUUUUUGCAAAGUUAAAAAUAAAAAAAUAAAAAAGGCAUUUGAUAAAUCAAAUGCAUCAAUAAAAAACAGGUAUCCUUGUGCCAGCAUCUAUGAAGUGCUGUGAUGUUCAGCAGGUGUGAGUAGAUGUUCAAACAAAUGUUUUGAAAACUGUUUGAAAAAUAAAAUCUAAAUCACAUUUUACAUGUUAGUGUGUGUAUUUGAGAAUUAUUUUAAAUAACUAAACUUUCAUUUCUUCUUCAUUAA
Centruroides sculpturatus (bark scorpion) is the source of this 5068-nucleotide messenger RNA. RefSeq names its product DNA-binding protein RFX2-like. Gene Ontology annotation, molecular function: RNA polymerase II cis-regulatory region sequence-specific DNA binding; DNA-binding transcription factor activity, RNA polymerase II-specific. Gene Ontology annotation, biological process: regulation of transcription by RNA polymerase II. The transcript is spliced from 17 exons. The record is from RefSeq and is a predicted model, not a curated record. NCBI's taxonomy places the organism in Eukaryota, Metazoa, Arthropoda, Arachnida, Scorpiones, Buthidae. Bases 387 to 3212 code for a protein of 941 amino acids.